Messenger RNA from Synchiropus splendidus (mandarinfish), 676 nucleotides. RefSeq names its product mitochondrial ribosomal protein L17 (gene mrpl17). Gene Ontology annotation, biological process: translation. The transcript has 3 exons. Lineage: Eukaryota; Metazoa; Chordata; Actinopteri; Syngnathiformes; Callionymidae. The record is from RefSeq and is a predicted model, not a curated record. Gene Ontology annotation, cellular component: mitochondrial large ribosomal subunit; ribosome. Bases 152 to 643 code for a protein of 163 amino acids. Gene Ontology annotation, molecular function: structural constituent of ribosome.
AUCAAUGUCAUAUGCGACAAGGCGAACGCUGGUCGCAGGUUGAAUUGUUGUCUUUAAAUAUCAGACAUUCUCCUGGAGUCAUCAGUCGCGUUUAUAUAUCUAGUGACAUUGACGCUAGAUCUCCAGGUGUUGGAGACUCGCAGCAGACAGAAUGCGACUGACGCUGCAAACGUUGAUCAGCCACGGGCGGGUGGCUCGCAGGAUCGGUUUGGGACCCGAGUCCAGGAUCCAUAUGCUUCGGAACAUCUUGACUGGAUUGGUUCGGCACGAAAGGAUCGAAACCACGUGGGCCCGGGCUGACGAGGUCCAGUUCUAUGCCGAGAAGUUGAUAGAUUACGCCAAGAAAGGCGACACGGACGAGAAGGCGAUGAAAAUGGCAAACUUCUGGCUGACGGAAAAAGACCUGGUCCCCAAACUCUUCAAGGUCCUGGCUCCUCGCUUCCAGGAACACUCCAGGAGCUACACACGCUUGGUCCGGAUUCCCAACAGAGAGAACCUGGACAAAGCCAAGAUGGGGGUGCUGGAGUACAAAGGGAACCCGUAUCCUCGACUUUACCCCGUCAGGAAGGAGAACGAACUGACGCUCAUCAACCAGUUGCUGAAGGGCUACAGAGAGGAGCGAGCACGAGGCCCCAAGUCUUAGCAGCUGCUCCGCAUCGCCUCUGUACAUGGACAC